Messenger RNA from Adineta steineri, 636 nucleotides. NCBI's taxonomy places the organism in Eukaryota, Metazoa, Rotifera, Eurotatoria, Adinetida, Adinetidae. The record is from the annotation of a GenBank genome assembly.
AUGUCUACUCAAUCAAUAAUAGGAUCGAAUCUUGCUACUCCUAUCGAUCCUGAUCCGGAAUCAGCAAGACAACCAUCAACACGACCAAGUUCAUGGAAAGCAUUUCUUGAAAGUCGAUGUUGUAAAUAUAUAAAAAUAACUUUAUUGGUAAUUUAUUGUCUUAAUGUUGUUGCAUGGGGUGGUAUGUUAUUUCUUAUAUUUGUUGGUGGUGCAGAUAAAACCAUGCCUGAUGAUGAUACACGAAAAAUUUGGAUUGAAAUUGAUUCACAAAUUUUAAAUGCACUUUUUUGUAUACCUGGUCUUGGUCUUAUACCUUGGCGAUUACGUGAUCUUUAUCAAGUUUAUCGUAAAAAAGAUCAACAUAAAAUUCUUCAUCGUCAUUCAUAUACAACUAGUCUUUUAUGGAUUCGAAUUGUUGUUUGGAUUUUUAUAGCAAAUUCAUUAUUUCAAAUUGGUAUGGCUACAUGUAUGUGGUCAAUGAAUAGAUUUACCAGGCCUGGAUGGUUAGUAGGAAUCUUUGUUGGACUUGGAUGUUUAUCAGGAAUAGUUGCUGGUUUAAUACAAUUUAUACUUGGAAGAAAACAGAAGAAAGCAGAAAAAGAACAGCAAGAACGUGCUGAUAUAUUAAAGAGUUGA